UAUAUUUAAAUAAUGAACAAUAUUUAAAAUUUAUCAAUAUACUAAGAGAAAAUAUUGCUGUCAAAAACCAAGAAAAUAUCAGAUUACAAAACAUACUAGAUAAUCUAACAGAAACUAUAACGAAUCAUAGGAUUGAAACUGUACGUAAAGAUGGUCAAUUCCAGGAUAAUAAUGAACAAGUAAGGGCCAAGGAAAUCAAAGACCUAAUAGAACAAAUCAAUAACAAACACGAAAACCAAGAAAUCAUAAGAUUACAAAACAGACUAGAGAAUCUCACGGAGGUUAUAACAAAUUAUAGGAUUGAAGCUGAACGUAAAGAUGGUAAAAUUGAGGACUUAAGAGAACAAAUUAAGGACAAACUGAAAAAUCAAGAGAUAAUACAAAACAGACUCGAUAAUCUGACGGAAGUUAUAAUGAACUAUAGGAUUGAAAUUUCACUUAAAGAUAGUCAAAUCCAGGACUAUAUUGAACAACUAAAGGCCAUGGAUACACAAAUUAAUACUAAAGAUAACGAAAUCAAAGUCCUAAGAGAACAAAUUAAGAGCACACAAUCCAUCUCAGAGAAGUUAAACUUAACAAAUGAUGAGCUCGCAACAUACAAAUAUACGGAGCAGUGUCCAAACUUGGCCACAAUUUCCUAUUUUCAAUUUAAAAUUCGUGGAAUAAACACAUUUCAAGCCAGGUGUAAUCCAUCCGGAUGGAUGGUCAUCCAGGUGCGGUAUAACGGAAGUGAAAACUUUAAUCGCUCCUGGAAUGAGUAUAAGGAAGGAUUUGGGACGUUAAGAGCAGAGUUCUUUUUUGGCCUGGAAAAAUUGCACCUCAUGACAGCAGCACGAACUUAUGAACUUUACAUUUCCCUUAAGGAUAACACCGGAAAUACGAGCUAUGCUCACUACAGCGACUUUAAAAUUGGCAGCGAGGAAGAAUCCUAUCGUCUGAAAUCGGUUGGGAAAUAUUCUGGAACAGCUGGACCAUCACUGGAUUAUCACGUCCAAUCCAACUUCUCCACAUUUGAUAGAGAUUUCACCGAUGGUAACGGUUUGAUAGGUUGUGUAAGCAAUAACGGUGGUGGAUGGUGGUAUAAGGAUUGUGGAUUUAGCUCGCUCAAUGGAUUCUAUUUCAAAAAAACAAAUCCUGACAUCCAAAACAAGUACAUCAUUUUUUGGGUAGGUUUCCGAGGAAUUUACUCAAAUACAACUCUUACCGAAUCUGUGAUGAUGAUUAAGCCGACGACCCUAUAA
Drosophila kikkawai is the source of this 1241-nucleotide messenger RNA. Its product is annotated as fibrinogen-like protein 1. The record is from RefSeq and is a predicted model, not a curated record. NCBI's taxonomy places the organism in Eukaryota, Metazoa, Arthropoda, Insecta, Diptera, Drosophilidae.